Fusarium redolens is the source of this 1404-nucleotide messenger RNA. RefSeq lists its product as uncharacterized. Bases 1 to 1404 code for a protein of 467 amino acids. Lineage: Eukaryota; Fungi; Ascomycota; Sordariomycetes; Hypocreales; Nectriaceae. Gene Ontology annotation, biological process: secondary metabolite biosynthetic process. The transcript is spliced from 4 exons. Gene Ontology annotation, molecular function: monooxygenase activity; FAD binding. The record is from RefSeq and is a predicted model, not a curated record.
AUGUCUGCGCCGGAGCCCAUCAACAAACACUCUCACACCGACUUCAACGUCUUGAUCAUCGGCGCUGGAGUGUCUGGCAUGCUCUUGGCCCUUGAGUGCAAGAGGUUGGGUCUCGAUCCCACCAUUCUGGAGAGAAGAUCAUCGGUCGAGACUGGAGGAGACUUCAUUGUGAUUGGUGACAGCGCUGUCAAAGUUUUUGAUCACUGGCCGCAGCUCAAAGCCGAUUACGAUGAAAUGUCCUACAAGGUUGACGCGUAUUACAGCCGCCACAAUGGAGAGCCCGUUGUUGGCCCCGUGCCUCUCAAGGCAACGAUUGGGAGGCCCUUGUUGCGUCGCAACUUGGUCAGUAUGCUCGAAGCGGCAGUGGUACGACAAAAAAUCCCCAUCCUCUUCAACAAAAAGGUUUCUGCUUAUUUCGAGACUGAGGACGUUGGAGGAAUCGAGUUAUCGAAUGGUCAACGCAUGACGGCCGACGUAGUCGUUGCGUGUGACGGGCUUCACUCAGCUUCUUGGCAAGUCAUCACCCAAAAAAAGGACGACACGAUCAGUAGUGGUUCUGCUGUUUAUCGCACUUCUGUUUCCGCAGAUUAUAUCUUUCAAAAAGACCCGAGUCUGAGGGAGCAUUUUGGCUUGCACGAAGGGCGACAAUACUUGAAAUGGUUCAACGGACCAGGGGUACAUGGCCUCGUAUUUUCGGACGGGGAGACUAUUUGUUGGUCCAUCCAUCAUCCAGCCAACGAAAACACCUCUACCGAGUCUUGGUCUGCCACCAUUGACGGCGAGCUCGUCGCUAAGCAGCUAUGUCAAGACCAUCCAGACUGGUCCCCUGCACUAAUGUCCCUUGUUAAGCAUACCCCCAAUGGAACAGUCAACGACUGGCUGCUGCUGUUUCGUGACCCCGAGCCGACCUGGGUCUCAACCUUGGGUCGCGUUACGCAAUGCGGGGAUAGCGCACAUCCUUUCUUGCCAACCUCAGCCAACGGAGCCACACAGGCGAUGGAAGACGCUGCUACGCUUGGGACUGUUCUUCGGCUAGGGUUCGAUGCCAAGUGCACCAUCAAGGAAUCGUUGCAAGUGUACAAUUCUUUUCGCUUUGAGAGAACGUCUUGCGCACAACUGAUGGGUGCUUAUCAUCGCCAGAUUCAUCAUAAUACAAACUGGGACGAAGUCCAGAAGACACCAGAGAUUUUGACUGGAGCCGGUCCUGGGAAGUGGAUCGCCAACCAUAAUCCAGAACGCUACGCCAUUGAUAACUUUGAGGAAUGCCUUGCGAGUUUCCGUGGGGGUCAAUUCUCAAACACCAAUACGCCUCCUGGCUUUAAAUACCGGCCAUGGACUUGCGCCGAGUUGUUGCGCCGUCAAAAGGAAAAGGGCCAUUUUACCAUUGAUGGAGAUUGGGAUUAA